Episyrphus balteatus (marmalade hoverfly) is the source of this 5087-nucleotide messenger RNA. RefSeq names its product toll-like receptor 7 (gene Toll-7). Bases 670 to 4854 code for a protein of 1394 amino acids. The record is from RefSeq and is a predicted model, not a curated record. Gene Ontology annotation, molecular function: protein binding. Gene Ontology annotation, biological process: signal transduction. The transcript has a single exon. Lineage: Eukaryota; Metazoa; Arthropoda; Insecta; Diptera; Syrphidae.
CGAAUCACAUCAGUUCGAGUUCGAGCGUUGAUCGUAAAGGACGUGUACUGUCUUCACGUUCGGUUAUUAGAAAAAAAAAAACGGGUUUUAUGUAGUAGUCUACCAUACCUACUAGUUACAGUAUAGUAUCUGAGAGUUUCAUUCAGUUUUUUGUAUCUACCAAGAAUUUAGGGAGUGAUAGAUAGAUUUUUUUUUUUCAUUUCCAUUCCUUCCUUCAUAUAAAAUUUUUUCCAUCGACUUGUUAUAUUUUUUCGUCGUGAGUGUGGAAAAUCUCAAAUAAACGAAAAGAUAUAAAAAACCAAAAAAGUGAAAUUAUAUAUUUCCAAAAAGGAAACAAAAAGGAUGUAGGCUAUGUGAUUAUUCGAAAUUCAAAUUUUUGGCAAAAAUGUGUAAAAUUUUAAAAUUUGAUUUUUAAAAUUCAAAAUUCCCCCCUAUAACAAAAAAAGAUACAGUGACCAAGAAGUUAAAAUGAAAGAAGUGUUAGAAAAAUGAGUUCUUGUUUAAAGCCUCAUCCUUGAGAUAAAAAAAAUAAUAAAAAAAAAAAAAAUUAAACAAACCUCCUUUUACCUAGGUUGUGUGAGUUUAAUUUAAGAUUUAUAUAAUUUUUAAAUUUUUUGGAUUUAAAACAAAAAAUUGUGAAAACUUAAAAAAAAAAAAAUAAAAAAAAAAAUGGAAAUAUCCUACCAAUCGGUCGCGAUAAUAACUAUCCUAUUAGGACUUCGUGUCGCUACAAUCUCAGCUAGCGAUGGAGGAAGCAUGUACGCUUCGAUUACAGGUUCGCCAAUUCUAUCCGGUAAUCAUUGUUCCUGGGAAUACAAUGGAACCACAUCAGUUACCUGCGAAUUGCGAACGAUCGAACGAACAGGAUUAGAUCUGCAAGGUGCAGAUGGAGCUAAUCAGCUGCUAAUUAAAUGCAGCGAAUUGUACCUGUUUGAAAGUCAGUUGCCCCAAAAUUCAUUUGCAAGGCUUCAGACAUUAGAUGAGCUUAGGCUGGAUGCCUGCAAGCUUUUACAAUUGCCCAAUAAUGCCUUUGAAGGCUUGAGCGCUGUUAAAACAUUGGCAGUCAAUACAAAGAAUGCCGAUUGGGGACCAGCCAAAACACUGGAACUCUUUCCGGAUUCUUUGAUUGGUCUGAAACAAUUGACCGAAUUGGAUUUAAGUGAGAAUAAUAUUCGAGCUUUGCCAGCUGGAUUUUUGUGUCCAGUGGGAAAUCUACAGGUUUUGAAUUUAACCAAAAAUCGUAUUCGAUCGGCUGAAAAUUUGGGCAUUACCGAUAUGAAUUGCAAUGGUGGCAGUGAAUUGCAAAUAUUGGAUGCAAGUUUUAAUGAAUUGCGAUCGAUUUCGGAAAAUUGGGGUAUCUCGAGAUUGAGAAGGUUACAACAUCUUAAUUUGCAACAUAAUAAUAUAUCUGAAUUAUCUGGGGAAGCUUUGGCUGGAUUGAGCUCCCUGAGAAUUGUCAAUUUGAGUAACAAUCACUUGGAGACUUUACCUGAAGGGCUUUUUGCCGGCUCCAAGGAACUUCGUGAGAUCCAUUUGCAAAACAAUGAAUUGUAUGAAUUGCCAAAAGGAUUGUUCCAUCGUUUGGAACAGCUUUUGGUUGUGGAUCUUUCGGGCAAUCAAUUGACGAGCAAUCAUGUGGAUAAUACCACUUUUGCCGGAUUGAUAAGAUUGAUAGUCUUAAAUCUCGCCCACAAUGCUUUAACAAGAAUCGAUUAUCGAACUUUUAAGGAACUUUAUUUCCUGCAAAUUCUGAAUCUUCGAAAUAAUUCGAUUGGACAUAUUGAAGAUAAUGCAUUUUUGCCACUUUACAACUUGCAUACUCUGAAUUUGGCUGAAAAUCGACUUCACACUCUCGAUGAUAAGCUUUUCAAUGGGCUCUAUGUGUUAUCGAAAUUGACUUUGAAUAAUAAUUUAAUCAGUGUUAUCGAACCGAGUGUGUUCAAAAAUUGCUCUGAUUUGAAGGAAUUGGACUUGAGUUCGAAUCAAUUGAAUGAAGUUCCAAGUGCAUUGCAAGAUUUGGCCAUGUUGCGAACCCUUGAUUUGGGUGAAAAUCAAAUACGAACUUUCGAUAACAAUAGUUUUAAAAAUCUUCAUCAACUUACCGGCUUGAGAUUGAUCGAUAAUCAAAUUGGAAAUAUUACUGUGGGAAUGUUUGCUGACUUACCACGCCUGAGUGUUCUGAAUUUGGCUAAAAAUCGUAUCCAAAGCAUUGAAAGAGGUUCGUUUGAUAAAAAUUUCGAAUUGGAAGCAAUCCGAUUGGACCGGAAUUUCCUCUCCGAUAUAAAUGGUGUUUUUGCGACUUUGGUAUCACUUCUCUGGUUAAAUCUGUCAGAGAAUCAUUUAGUUUGGUUCGAUUAUGCAUUCAUCCCGAGCAAUCUAAAAUGGUUAGAUGUCCAUGGAAAUUACAUUGAAGCUUUGGGAAAUUAUUACAAACUCCAGGAGGAAAUUCGUGUAAAAACACUCGAUGCCAGUCAUAAUCGUAUCACAGAAAUCGGUCCAAUGUCGGUUCCAAAUACCAUCGAACUAGUCUUCAUCAAUAACAACCUGAUAAGCAAUGUCCAACCAAAUACAUUUGUCGACAAAACCAAUCUUGCCCGUGUGGAUCUCUAUGCGAAUGCCCUAAAUAAGUUGCAAUUACAAACACUGCGUGUUGCUCCAGUUCCACCAACAAAACCCCUUCCCGAAUUCUAUUUGGGUGGUAAUCCCUUCGAAUGUGAUUGCUCGAUGGAUUGGUUGCAACGCAUCAACAAUUUGACCACCCGCCAGCAUCCGAGGGUAAUGGAUUUGCCCAACAUUGAGUGCAUCAUGCCACAUGCUCGUGGGGCGCCAGUUAGGCCAUUGGCCACCCUCGAUCAGACCGAUUUUCUGUGUAAGUACGAAUCGCAUUGUUUUGCUUUGUGUCAUUGUUGCGAUUUUGAUGCUUGUGAUUGUGAAAUGACUUGUCCGAACAAUUGCACUUGCUAUCAUGACCAAAUUUGGGCACAAAAUGUUGUCGAUUGUGGUGGCAUGAAGAGUGUAGAGUUGCCUAGACGUGUCCCAAUGGAUUCAAGUAUUGUGUAUUUUGAUGGAAAUAAUUUUCCAAUUCUCGAGAGUCAUUCGUUUGUUGGAAGGCGAAAUCUUAAGCAGCUUUUUGUGAAUGGCAGUCAAGUGGUGGGAAUUCAGAAUAGGACUUUUGAGGGGUUAAUGAAUUUGCAGAUAUUGCAUUUGGAGGAUAAUAAAUUGGAAAUAUUAUUUGGAUUUGAAUUUGAACCUUUGACUAAAUUGAAGGAGCUUUAUCUUCAGAAUAACCUGUUGACUCAUAUUGAAAAUACAACUCUAGCUCCUUUAACCUCACUUCAAGUUCUAAGAAUUGAUGGAAAUCGUCUUAUCACGAUUCCUAUUUGGCAACUGCAACUGCCUCAGUUUAAGCAAAUGAGAGCUUUGACACUUGGUAGGAAUCAAUGGACCUGUCGGUGUAAGUUCCUUCAAGAAAUGACUGUCUAUGUGGCUGACAAUGCAGUGAUUGUACAAGAUUCUCAGGAUAUUUAUUGCAUUGCAGAAGGUGGUAUCAAGAGAGAAUUGGACUUUAAUGCUACAUCAGCAUGCACCGAUUACUUUGCAGGAGGCUCAAUGCUUCAAAAUGGUAUUCCGAAACCUUACAUUCCACUUUUGGCUGCUGCCUUGGCUUUGAUAUUCCUUCUUGUGGUUGUAAUCGUCAUAUUUGUUUUCCGAGAGUCUCUCAGAAUUUGGCUAUUCUCUCAUUAUGGUGUACGAGUUUUUGGACCUCGAUGUGAAGAAUCUGAAAAAUUAUACGAUGCUGUUCUCCUUCACUCAGCAAAAGACUCUGAAUUUGUUGCAACUCAUCUGGUCUCAGAGUUAGAAACUGGCCGUCCACCAUUACGCGUCUGUCUACAGCAUCGAGAUCUCACUCAUGAUGCCACACAUUAUCAACUUCUUGAGGCCACAAGAGUUUCCCGGCGAGUUGUAAUCCUUCUGUCCCGAAAUUUCCUUCAAACUGAAUGGUCAAGAUGUGAAUUGCGACGUGCCAUACACGAUGGUCUUCGAGGAAGACCUCACAAACUUGUCAUCAUCGAAGAACCAGAAGUUCUUUUCGAAGCUGAAUCCGAUAUAGAACUCCUGCCAUAUCUCAAAACUACAGCAGUUCAUCGAAUUCGACGAAGUGAUCGUCAUUUCUGGGAAAAACUUCGCUAUGCUCUGCCAGUUGAAUUUCCCUAUCGUGGCAAUAACUACACCUUGGACCAUAAUCAUGAACGAAUCAAGCAGCCUGCCAGUCCUGGCAUUCUCUAUCGUCAGGCUCCACCACCAGCUUACUGUCCCGAUGGUGAAGAUCCCAACUAUUCAUCGGCAACAACUGCAACUCCUAGCCCACGGCCAAGUCGACGUGGGGCGCCAGGUGAAUUAGCCUCCCACGCCAAUACUCUCCACCAUCCACACGCCCUCUAUCAGCAGCAUCAAAAUCAAGCUUACAGCGGUCGUCCGCCAUCGGAACACAUUUACUCGAGCAUCGAUUCGGAUUACUCAACGUUAGACAAUGAGAAUAUGAUGAUGAUGCCGCCACCAUCGCCGCCACAUCCUACUGCCAAUAGUCUCCACCGGGUGAUGCAACAACAACAACAGCAUCACCAGCAACUUCAUCAUAAUCCACAAGCUCAAACAUGGCGGCCACAACAACAGGCACCACAGCAUCAUCAUCAUAAACAGUCAUCGAGUAGUAGUUCCACUUCAACAAUGCCCCAUCAACAACAACAACAGCCCCAACAGUUACAACAACAACAACCCCAACAACAACAACAACAACAAAUACAACAGCCAGGACAACAACAGGGUCAACAUGUGCAAGCUUAUUUGGUAUAGGCUUUGGAAGAGUAUCAUCAACAGCGACAAACCACCGCUGGACGUGUGGCAUACAACAAUUUUAAACUAAACAGCUAAAAGUAGUGUUAAUCUCCCCAACAACAGCCCUCUCAUCAGCAUCGCAGAAGCGCAGUCAUAUACAUAAUAUAAAUAUAUAGAAUAUAGUUGCAGUUUAGCAGCACACUAAAAACAAACAAAGAAAACAAAAAAAAAACUCACACACACUCUCGCUA